Molecule: messenger RNA, 756 nt
Organism: Tribolium castaneum (red flour beetle)
Lineage: Eukaryota; Metazoa; Arthropoda; Insecta; Coleoptera; Tenebrionidae
Product: larval cuticle protein A2B
Exons: 2
Coding region: 139-687 (182 amino acids)
Cellular component (GO): extracellular matrix
Source: RefSeq, a predicted model, not a curated record
UGGAUGACCUUCCAUGGGCGUGGUGAAGCAUCGUCGUGUAGGAAAACGGCAAGUGUCUUAGCCCGACCUAUAUAAAGUAGCUACUGGGUGUGUUGGGCAUCAUUCGACCCAAGUCCACUUGAGACGAAACACUCCACAAUGGCAUUCAAGCUCUUCGUUCUUGCCGCUUUCGUGGCCGUCGCCAGGGCCGGAGUCAUCGCCCCCGUGUCCUACGCCCAUGUGGUGGACUCCGAGUACGACCCCAACCCCCAGUACUCCUACGCCUACGACGUGCAGGACCCCAUCACCGGCGACUCCAAGAGCCAGGUCGAGAGCCGCAGCGGAGACGUCGUCCACGGACAGUACUCCCUCAACGACCCCGACGGCACCCGCCGCACUGUCGACUACACUGCCGACCCCAUCAACGGAUUCAACGCCGUCGUCAAGAAGAGUCCUCUUGUCCACGCUAUUGCCACUCCCGUCGUCAAAUCGGUUCCUGUAGUGCAUUCCAACGAGGUCGUUGCUAAAGUCGCCAGCCCCGUUGUCGCCAACACCGUUGCCUAUUCCGCUCCAGUGUCGCACGUCGCCUACGCCGCCCCCGUGGCCCACAAUGUGGUCGGAACCCCAGUGGCGUACAGCGGUUACGCUCACCCCUAUUCCUACAACGCCUACAACGCUUACCACGUUCCUUAUGCCCACUACUAUUAGGUUCCCCGACUAAGACUUGAUGCCUGUACAAUGUAAUUUAGGUAAUGAUAAAUAAAAAACACAAAAAUA